Molecule: messenger RNA, 264 nt
Organism: Dioszegia hungarica
Lineage: Eukaryota; Fungi; Basidiomycota; Tremellomycetes; Tremellales; Bulleribasidiaceae
Exons: 1
Biological process (GO): intracellular sterol transport
Cellular component (GO): endoplasmic reticulum membrane; cortical endoplasmic reticulum; plasma membrane
Molecular function (GO): sterol transfer activity; sterol binding
Source: RefSeq, a predicted model, not a curated record
CUGCAGGCGUCGGUGCUCCUGCACGGCCGGCUCUACCUAACAUCCUACCACCUCUGCUUCCGCUCCAAUAUCGUCGGGUACAUCACCGAGAAGAUCUAUCCUUUAUCAGAGGUUGUCAAGGUGGAGCGGUCGACGACGGCCAAGUGGAUCCAGAAUGCCGUGAGCGUGACGUUUGUGAACGAGCAAGGGGAGGACGAGGUGGUGGGGUAUGGGAGUAUGGGGGAUAGGGAGGCGAUGUAUGAGAUGUUGAUGGAUACGUGGAAG